This is a messenger RNA of Dufourea novaeangliae, 354 nucleotides long. RefSeq lists its product as uncharacterized. The record is from RefSeq and is a predicted model, not a curated record. The transcript is spliced from 4 exons. The coding region runs from base 1 to 354 and encodes 117 amino acids. NCBI's taxonomy places the organism in Eukaryota, Metazoa, Arthropoda, Insecta, Hymenoptera, Halictidae.
AUGUUCAUGAUUUCGGGAGACUGGUUCACAAGUGGAGUGCAAUCUGUAGACACGGAAAGCUUCCUUGAUUCUGUAAUUAUAAGCAAUACAAGUGUCUUAAGAAGAAUUCGUGUACCUACCUACGAAAUAUAUAAAGCUCAUUGGUCUAACGAUCCAGAAAUACAGAAAAAUUAUUGGGCUGCAAAUUUUUUACUACCUAUCGGAACAAUAUUUGUUCUUGUCCUGGUAAUUCUCUUAAUGGUUCUAUUCACAAGAUGCCCGCAAAUGGUCGCAGCUAUUAUCCUAACGAUUCUUGUUGUAAUUACUCUAUUUGCAGCGUUCAUAAUAAUCAAUCAGACUCCAAUUUAUACUUAA